Dreissena polymorpha is the source of this 1056-nucleotide messenger RNA. Its product is annotated as muscle M-line assembly protein unc-89-like. The record is from RefSeq and is a predicted model, not a curated record. The transcript has 6 exons. The coding region runs from base 1 to 1056 and encodes 351 amino acids. Lineage: Eukaryota; Metazoa; Mollusca; Bivalvia; Myida; Dreissenidae.
AUGGACAUCACCUCAAUAGCAGAAGGGGACCGGAAGUGCCUAGUAUGUCAAGUGGUGGGAAUGCCCCGUCCGUCUGUGUAUUGGCUGAAGGAUGGUGUUUGCAUAUCCACAAAUCCACGCUUCCGGUCCGAGUACAGGGAGGAUGGUUUUGUUCUCCUUUCAAUCGACAAGGUCAGCUUGAAAGACGCGGGAACGUACUCGUGCAUCGCAAUCAAUAUCAUGGGGUCGGCGGAAACAGCAACAUUUCUUAGGGUAGAAGGAACAGAAAGUAAACGAUUGCCGUUGGCAAACGCUACUGUUACAUACACAACGUUUGCUGAAAAUAACUCAUCUCCAAACGAAACCAGACAAUCUGACACUCAUUCUGAUGACCAAAGUAUAGAACUUGAAAAGAAAACUAACCAUAUUGAUGUGACUGACGAAGCUGGAAAUGUUAUAGUUGAACUCCUCCAUGAGUCUUUAGUGGAGGUACACCGUGGUAGUUUGUUGGAACUCACGUGGCAAAUAAGAGGAGUGCAUAUUUCCAAGGUCCAUUUGAUCAAGAAUGGUGAGAGGAUUCAACAAAAAGUUGGCAUGUCCGUUCACAAGGCUGAUGAGAUCGUUUUCCUGCGUAUCGCAUCUGUCAGCGAUGUUGACGAAGGAGACUAUACGAUCCAAGUUGAAAACGUCACUAUCGAGGCUGCAGGGAAAACGUCCGUGAGAAUCGUGUCCACCGAAACAGAGAACUUUCCGGUCAAUGAAGAGGAAUGUAACUCAGCACCUCGGAUAGAAAUUAAAUUUUCUGAAAGUUCGAGUGUUAAUCUAGUCAAAGUCAACGCCGCUGAGUCUUUUGAAGAUGAACUAAAUCAUGCAAGUGUAGACACAGACGAUGAACUGGAUCUGCUGGCAGCAAAUGCACUACGCAGAACAGCGCUAGUUAGAACGAGGACGUUAGAACAAACGACUUGGGGCAACAGUGAUACAAACAGCGAGGAAUGCAGGCAGAAUAACAACACACCGUCUGAGACGUUAGAUACAUCAGAAACACCACUGGUCGCUGAGGAUAAAGGUCGGUGA